AUUUCUCUUCUGGGUGCAGAGCUUAAAGCUGCCUUCAUUGCACCCUAUGUAGGCAUUGCUGGUUGCAGUCACCACCGAUGUUCCUGCAGCCUCAGCUUACUAUGAUAUGACAGCUUCCCGCUCAGUUUCUGAGUGUCUCCAUCAGGGAUCAUUACAUAGGAAACAUGGUCCUCUUUACUGUCAGGCAGGCAAUCAGAUGUCAUUGUUCCACAUCCCCACAGAAGGGAAGGUGACUACUCAGCAGGGCUGAGUGAGAUGGCCUCACAGCCCAGCCAGCAGGGCUCACCAGGAUGGAGCUCUCCAGGAGGUUGAUUCAGCUGUGAUGCAGACAAAUGAGAGGCCAGGGCGCAAGGAUCAGACGCUCAAGAGCAGCUUGGUGAUAAUAAGGUGUUUUGUUCCUGGUGCUGCUGGUGUCUCACAGCAGCACAGCCUUAGCCAAGUGACUUCUUUAGCUCCUGCCACCUCCAUUUUUGACACAUAUAUCCUAAAGUCUGUGCCAAGUAGCAACUUAUUGUUGAGUCCUCUGCUCUUGUUGGCUAGCCUCUGCAGAAAAGAAAUCACCUCCCAGGCCCAAUCUUGAGAGGUGAUUAUGAGCUUGCUGACCUCAUGUCAUUAUCCAGAUGGUUUCAUGUUAGUGCAGCCCUUUAGUAACACCUGUGAAGCAAGUAAGCCAAUAUCCAGACUGCCUAGAACAGAACUUGGAGCACCUCAGGGCUACAGUAGUCUACAUAACAGACAAACCCAAGUGUCUUCCACGGAAGCCACUUUACCUCCAGUGCAAAGUAGGAACUGAGGGGAAGCCCAAGUCUCCCUUUCCCCAGGUACUCAAACGGCUUGGGUUCUGCCAGCCUUGUGUCCACAGUGGAGUAAACAUGUUGGUUUGUGUGUUAGUGUUGAGUGUGUUCCAGGAAUAGCAUUCUGGAUGUGGGAACCAGCCGAGCAGAGUCCCUGAGAACAGGGAGCUCAAUGAAGGGUAUCGUGUUCCUAUACCAGAGGUGAUCUACCUCCAGGAGCAUCGGCAGGGAGUAUGGAUGGUGAAGAGAGACCUCUCCCAAAGCCCCUGCACAGGUGAAGAAGUAAAGUCCACUGACUCCUCAAAACCCAGUGCUUCUCCAUGGACUUUCUAUUUCCAAGAACAACUGUCACAGAGAUCCUCAGAGGACUUCAAGGUAGGGCAGACCAAGGAUAAAGAAACAUGGUCAGAAAUGCCAGGUGGGACCACAAGGACAACAGACUCUUCCAAGAAGACAUGCCCUGGAGAGCUGGCUUAUAAUCAUGAGGCUUUGGAGACAGAUGAUGGUCUCUGUUUACAAGUCUUUCAGGAGCAAGCCACUCCACGAGAUUCUUACCAUGCACAUGAUUCUCAAGGACCAGAAAAAGAGCCUGUGGUUGAUGUAGGGAGCCUUUAUCAGUGUAAAGACUGUGGGAAAGUGUUUAGGAACAAUCGGACCUUAGUACGGCACCAGCAGAUUCAUGCUGGAGCAAAGCCUUAUGAAUGCAGUGUGUGUGGGAAAAUCUGUCGUUCCACGGCUGGCUUUGUUCAGCAUAUGAGGAUUCACACUGGGGAGAAGCUACAUAAGUGCGUCGAGUGCGGGAAGGCCUUCAAGCGCAGUUCUCACCUCACUGAGCACAUGCGGCUGCACACCGGAGACAAACCCUACGAGUGCGCAGAAUGUGGGAAGACCUUCUCCCAUCGCUCCACUUUCCUCCAGCACAAGGGGACGCACUCUGCAGAGAAGCCGUUCCUGUGCAAAGAGUGUGGGAAAGCUUUUUGCUACAGCUCCUCGUUUGUUCAGCAUUUGAAGAUUCACACUGGAAAGAAGCUGUACGAGUGCGGCCAGUGUGGAAAGUCCUUUAUUCACUCCUCCACAUUGGUGAAGCACAAGAGAACCCACACUGGAGAGAAGCCCUAUGAGUGCAAAGACUGUGGCAAAACCUUCACUCACCACUCGACGUUUCUCCACCACAGCAUGACCCAUACCGGGGAAAAGCCCUUUGUGUGCAAAGAGUGUGGGAAAGCGUUUUGUGUCAGCUCAUCUUUCAUGCAGCACAUGCGGAUCCACACUGGAGAGAAGCCAUACGAGUGCAGUGAGUGUGGAAAGGCCUUUACCCAGCGCUCCACUUUUAUCAGGCAUCAGAGGACCCAUACUGGAGUGAAGCCCUUUGAGUGCAAAGACUGUGGAAGGGCCUUCGGUGACAACUCUUCUCUGAUUCAACACACGAGGCUUCACACUGGCGAGAGGCCCUAUGAGUGCGAUGAAUGUGGGAAGGCCUUCACCCACCACUCGGUUUUCAUCCGACACACUAGAACCCACAGUGGAGUAAAACCCUUGGAAUGCAAAGAAUGCGCAAAAGCCUUCUACUAUAGCUCUUCCUUCAUCCGACACAUGCGGAUCCACACUGGAGAGAAGCCUUAUGUUUGCAGAGAAUGUGGGAAAGCCUUCACUCAACCUGAAAACUUUCUCCGGCAUAGUAGGAUCCACACUGGAGAGAAACCUUUCGAAUGCACAGUAUGUGAGAAGGCCUUUUAUGACAACUUUUCCUUAAUUAGGCACAUGAGAACUCACACUGGAGAAAAGCCCUUUGAAUGCAUUGAAUGUGGGAAGACCUUCAGCCAUAAUUCAUCCUUUAUCCAACACCAAAAGAUUCAUACCAGGGUUUAAAAGAUAGGGGCAGUGUUUCCCUUCAUCCAUUUGAACAAGCAUAUGGUAGAAAAAUACUUUUCAAUGUUACUAUCAGGGAAAAUCCUAUGGCCAGAGAAAUAAUUUAGUUUCUGGAAUUCAUACUGAAGAGACACUUGAUUGUCAUCGCUAUAACAGCUUUCUGUCACAGGUCAUCACUUGCUGUCUAAAGAAUCAGGCCAGCCUAAGCUUUGCACACUAUCUGAGAAUUAUCUGGAGUAAAACCCAGUUUUGUUUGCAUUUGGUUAAAUGCCAGAAAUAAUCAUCCUUUUAUUCAUCAAAUCUAACUUGAGUAUUUUAAAGCAACACGUAACAAUAGAGGGGGAGAUAGAUGAGCAAAGGUGAAAAAAAAGGUUUGCAUGACCUCUCUGAUUUUCCUAGGAAGCAAUAGAAUUGUCAUGGUAACACAAGAGACCUAAAAGACCUCACCCCCAUGUGUUUUCACACUGCCAAAAGAAUUGCACCAUUAAGGGCUUUGUGCCAACAUUUCUUUUUAUUUUUAAUGUUUUUUAGUUUUUCAAGACAGGGUUUCUCUGUUUAACUGACUGUCCUGGAACUCACUUUGUAGAUCAGGCUGACCUCAAACUAACAAAUAUCUACCUGGCUCUGCAUCCCAGAUGCUGGGAUUAAAGGUGUGCACCACUAC
Messenger RNA from Myodes glareolus (Bank vole), 3327 nucleotides. NCBI's taxonomy places the organism in Eukaryota, Metazoa, Chordata, Mammalia, Rodentia, Cricetidae. The record is from RefSeq and is a predicted model, not a curated record.